GGGGGGACUUCCCUUAGGGAAGCAGGUGGGUGAGGAGUGAGUGUUCUCUAGGCUGGCUGGGAUUGGGAAUGUUCUCCUGUACCAACUGACCUUCAUCCCAACUGCAGCUCCAAGUGCUCCUGGCACAGCAAAGCCUGUGACCAUCCUUGGAUUCUCUGCCUUAGCACUCCCAGGAAAUUGUGGAUGACGGAGCCAUGGGGGUGUCAGAGGCCAGUGAGGUGAAGAGCAGCAGCAGGAAGCGAAAGAAUGAGUUGGAAAGGGAGCAGGACAAGCCAAAGGUGUUCCCGGUGCAGAAGGAGCUGGAAUGCACAGUGAAGCCUUCCGUGGUAAAAGGGAAGAAGAAGAAGAAACCAUCAAAAGCCAAGGAAAAGCCGCUGCAGGAGAACAUCAUCACCAGAAGCUCCCUGAAGCAGGAGGCUGCAGAUGGGAAAGGCCUUGGCUCGAGCCUCUGGAAUGGGAUCCAAGCCGAGGAGGGAGCUGCACCGGGGUCGGAGGAAACCAAAGCAACCUCCUCUGAAGGGCCAGCAGUGGGGCUGGAAGGCUCUUCCAGGUCCCAGGACAAAUCCCAGAGAACAGGACCUGCAGUGGGAGAGGAACUCUUGGACACCCAGAGUGGAAUUGGGGUCCCAAGUGAAAGUAUUGCUGGUGGGAUUGCAUCCCCCUCUGGAGAUCCUUUGGAGUGGGAUGUGGAGCUCACAGCUGUCAGGGAGAGUGAGGAGAAGGAGCUGGAUCCCCCUCUCCCACAGCAGGAAGAGGAUUCCCAAGCCCCAGAAAGAAAAAGGGGGAAGAAACAGGAGGAAAAUAAGCAGGAAAAGGGAUUGGAGAGAAAAAGAGGGAAAAAACAUGAGGAAAACAAGCAGGAAAAAAAGAGAAAAGGAGGGAAGAAACAGGAGGAAAAUAAGCAAGAAAUGAGACUGAAGAGAAAGAGAGGGAGGAAGGAUAAAUUUGAGGAUUUGAUGAAUGGAAUUGAGGAAGAAGAGGGAGAUGAAGGCAGGAAUUGGGAAGGGGGACAGGGAAGAGCCAAAAGACAGAGAAGCAACAGCAGCCAGGGAUGGGAUGAUGGGAAAAAAAAGCGGGAGAAGGGGAAAGCAAAGAAGCACAGCAGGGGGAAAGUGAAGGGGGUGGAAAAGGAGGAGGAAAAGGAGGGAAAGGGAAGUGGAGAUGGAAAAGGAGUAAAGGAGGAGGAAGAGGUGGAUAAGAAAGGGGAGGAAGGAUUGGGAGAGACUAGGAGUGCAGGGAUGGGGCAGCAGGUGAAGGAGGACAAGGAUGAAGGAAAGGGAGAUAUUCUAGGGAAAGAGAAAAAGAGGAAAAAGAAGAAAAAGCCUGAGGGGGAAACAAAAGAGAUGGAGAAAAAGAUUGAAGAGGAAGAAACCCCAGGGAAGACUGGGAAAAGGAAAUCUAAGGAAGGAGAAGAAAAGAAAGAGGAAGAAAAGAACAAAAGAAAGACUAAGAAACAGAAGGAAGAAAAAGAGGCAGAAAACAAAUGGAAAUGGUGGGAAGAGGAGAAGAAGGAAGAUGGAGUCAAGUGGAUGCAGCUGGAGCACCGAGGGCCCUACUUUGUGCCCCCCUACGAGCCCCUGCCCAAGGAUGUGCAGUUUUAUUACGACGGAAAACCAUUGAAGCUGAGCCUGGCCACGGAGGAAAUUGCCACAUUUUAUGCCAAAAUGUUGGAUCAUGAGUAUACCACCAAGGAAACCUUCCAGAACAACUUCUUCCAUGACUGGAGGAAGGAAAUGACCUCAGAGGAGCAAGAGAUAAUCAAGGACCUGGACAAAUGUGACUUCGGGGAGAUCCACAAAUAUUUUGUGGACAAAAAUGAGGCCCGGAAAGCGCUUCCCAAGGAGGAGAAGCAGAAGCUGAAGGAGGAGGCGGAUAAGAUCCAGGAGGAAUAUGGAUACUGCAUCCUGGAUGGGCACCGGGAGAAGAUUGGCAACUUCAAAACUGAACCUCCAGGGCUCUUCCGUGGCCGUGGGGAGCACCCCAAAAUGGGGAUGCUGAAGAAGAGGAUCAUGCCAGAAGAUGUCAUCAUCAACUGCAGCAAGGAUUCCAAGAUUCCCGAGCCCCCAGAAGGUCACAAGUGGAAGGAGGUGCGCUUUGACAACACGGUCACCUGGCUGGCCUCGUGGACAGAGAACAUCCAGAACACCUUGAAGUACAUCAUGCUGAAUCCCAGCUCCAAGCUGAAGGGGGAGAAGGAUUGGCAGAAAUAUGAGGUAGCUCGGCGCCUAAAGGAUGUUGUCCACACAAUCCGGGCUCAGUACAGGAAGGACUGGAAAUCCAAGGAGAUAAAGAAGCGGCAAAGAGCAGUGGCCCUCUACUUCAUUGAUAAGCUGGCCCUGCGAGCUGGGAAUGAGAAGGAGGAAGGGGAGACUGCGGACACGGUCGGCUGCUGCUCCCUGCGCGUGGAGCACAUCCAGCUGCACCCCCAGCUGGAUGGGCAGGAGCACGUGGUGGAAUUCGACUUCCUCGGGAAAGACUCCAUCCGUUACUACAACAAAGUGUCCGUGGAGAAGCCAGUGUUCAAGAACCUGCAGCUGUUCAUGAAGAACAAGGACCCCAGCGAUGACCUCUUUGACCACCUCAAUACGACCUUCCUGAACAAACACCUCCAGGACCUCAUGGAUGGUUUGACAGCCAAAGUCUUCAGGACCUACAAUGCUUCCAUCACCCUGCAAGAGCAGCUCAAGGCCCUCACCAACCCUGAAGACAACGUUGCAGGAAAGCUCCUGUCCUACAACCGAGCCAACAGGGCCGUGGCCAUCCUCUGCAACCAUCAGAGGUCUAUUCCAAAAACCUUUGCCAGGUCCAUGCAAGUCCUCCAGGAAAAGAUUGACGCCAAGAAGAAACAAGUGGAGGAAGCCCAGGAAGAAGUGAAAAAAGCUGAAGAUGAGUUUAAGGACACAAAAGAUGCCAAAGCAGAAGGCAACAUGGAGAAGAAGAAGAAGCUGUUGAAGAGGUUGGAGGAGCAGUUGGCCAGGAUGAACAUCCAGGCCAUGGACAAGGAGGAGAACAAGCAAAUAGCCCUGGGCACAUCCAAGCUGAAUUACCUGGAUCCCAGGAUUACUGUGGCUUGGUGCAAGAAAUUCGGGAUUCCCAUCGAGAGGAUCUACAACAAGACCCAGAGGGAGAAGUUUGCCUGGGCCAUCGACAUGACUGGAGAGGACUUCGAAUUCUGAGCCGGUGCCCUCCAUGUGAAAUCCCAAAUCCUGCUCAUUUGGUGCUGUUGGGAAGCAUUUUUUUUUUAAUUCGCUGCUGCUGGCGGUUGAGGGUUGUCUGAGUUUGGUGCCUUUUUUUUUUGUAUGGAAAAGCAAGCACCUGGAUUUCCAGUUGAAGCAGGUGUUGCUGAUUGGGAUUUCCGACUUCGGGAACUCUUAAUUCCUCUUCAGAGUUGCCAAGUACUUGGGAUCUUUUCUUCCUCUGGAGUCCUGGAAGGAGAUUAAAAAAGAGCCUUAAUUGUGCUGAUCAACAAAAUCAGGUCUCAUGCUGUCUCCUUGGUGUAGUGGAGCUGUGCUGCCCUUUCCAGACUGAGUGGGAUGGAUGGGGAAACAUGGGGUGAUGACAGCAGGGAAACAGGAACUGCAAUAUUUAACCCAGAUUUGGGUUAGGGAUGCACUGGGGGCAAAGCAAAAAAUCUCAAGGUUUUACAUUUCACAGAAUUCACAGAAUUUCUCUUUGUGCUCUUCCACCUCCAGGAGGGGAGAAAGUUGUGCAAUUGCAGGGAUAUUAAAUGGAAAAACCAUGGGAGGCAAUUUAUGUCAUGUCAGGAGAAGGUAGAAGGGAAGACGUUGGAUUUAAAAGCAGUUUCACAUUGCAGGGGGUUAAAAUUCACCUUGGCCAUUGACAAAGUGCAUUUUAAGCACCCCCAUGUGGUUAAAGUUUUGUCUGGGAGAACACAUCUCACUUGAGGCUGUGUUUAUUUCUUUAUUUUCUUCACUUGGCUCUGGUUCAGCUCCUGUAUCCAGAGCAGGAUUGCUCUGUCCAAACAGAGGUUUAGGAAAUGGGAAAUUUCCUAGGAAAUAGGGUAAUGCUGGGCCAGGCUCUGGGGGAUGAGUGGUGGGGAGUGGGACCAAUAUUCCUGGAGUUGUUCUUGUGUUGGGAUGACUCCUUUGGCAUCAUCCUUCCCACUCCAGCUGGGAAUGGAGCAGGCAGGGAUCAACAGCAUAAACUGGUUGUGUUUGCUGCUUAAUGGGCUGCUUUCCACAUCCCCAAAAAAGGCAGUAUCAGCACAUUCCUGGCAGAAUUCCCAC
This is a messenger RNA of Passer montanus (Eurasian tree sparrow), 4247 nucleotides long. It is a transcript of the gene TOP1MT, whose product is annotated as DNA topoisomerase I mitochondrial. The transcript is spliced from 22 exons. Gene Ontology annotation, cellular component: mitochondrial nucleoid; chromosome. The record is from RefSeq and is a predicted model, not a curated record. Gene Ontology annotation, biological process: DNA topological change; DNA replication. Lineage: Eukaryota; Metazoa; Chordata; Aves; Passeriformes; Passeridae. Bases 195 to 3176 code for a protein of 993 amino acids. Gene Ontology annotation, molecular function: DNA topoisomerase type I (single strand cut, ATP-independent) activity; DNA binding.